CCCAGAGCUCGCCCCCUGCUGCAGCGAACGCGUUCCAACGAGGCGGCUCCACCUCCUGGGCUUCUCAGCCAGGAAGGAAGAGGGGACAGGCGAGCAAAGGGACCUUCCUGUUCCCAGCUCCUCGAGCCCGCCCCCCCGCGCCCCUGGGCUCGGCGGCGGGCUCCCUGGGCCCCAGGGGCCGGAUCGGGCUCCCCUGGAGUGGGGAAAAUCGUUCCCCCCUCCCCGCUCCCCCGCGCUGGUCGGCGUUGGCCUAUGGACGACCCCCGGAGCCAUGGAGCCCUCCCUGCAGCGCUGGGAGGCGGUGAGCGUCAAGGUGGAGGGAGAAGAGCCCAUUGCCACCGGGGAAGCCCAGCAGGGGGUGCUGGCUCUGAGCCCCUGCCCCGAGGCUGCAUGCCCACUGGGCUGGGCUCUGAAAGAGGAGCCGGAGUUCCAGCAGGGAAUGGGUGAUGGUGAAAGCCUGGGAUGGGAUCCGGCGCAGAAAGAUCUGGAGAAGGCUGAACUGCACCAGCUCUUAUCGAUAGCGGACGUCCCCCAAGUAGAGCUGGGUGAGGUGCUGUCUGGAGGACCUGAAGAAACCGUUCCCCAAGCGGAUCUGCUUCGGACGGUCUCUGGAGGGUCUGAAAGAGACGUUCCCCAACUGGAUCUGUGUGAGAUGUUCCCUGGAGGAUCCGAAGGAGAUGUUCCCCAUAUCAACCUGUGUGGGAUACCCUCAAGAGGCUCUGCAGGAGAGGUUCCCCAGGUGGAUCUGCAUGGGAUGCCCUCAGGAGGAGCCGAAGAGGACGUUCCCCAAGCGGAUCUGCGGGGGUCGUUCUCUGGAGGGUGGGAAGGGGUGGACAUGCAGCCGCGGCGGGACCCUCCAGGGAGGAGCCAGGAGAAGCCAGCCCAGCAUGGCAGCCUCCCUGCACCGGCCCCGGAGAAACCUUACAAGUGCUCGGUGUGCGAUAAAAGCUUUGGGCAGAGCUCCCACCUCAUCCAGCACCAGGUGUCGCACACGGGCGAAAAGCCUUACAAAUGUCCCGAGUGCGGCAAAGGCUUCACCUGGAGCUCAGCCCUGGCCCAGCACCGGCGCAUCCACCGCGGCGAGAGACCUUUCGUCUGCCCGGACUGCGGCAAGAGCUUCAGCCAGAGCUCCAACCUGAGCACCCACCAGCGCACCCACACGGGCGAGAAGCCGUUCGUCUGCCCAGACUGCGGGCGCGGCUUCAGCCAGAACUCCAACCUGGCGGCCCACCGGCGCACCCACACCGGCGAACGCCACUACCGCUGCUACGACUGCGGGCGGGGCUUCUUGGAGCGGGCGGCGCUGGCCGAGCACCAGCAGGGCCAUGCCGGGCAUCGGCCCUACACCUGCGGGCAGUGCGGCAAAGCCUUCGGGCAGAGCACCAAGCUGGCCCAGCACCAGCGCAUCCACACCGGCGAGCGGCCCUUCCGGUGCGAGGAGUGCGGCAAAGGCUUCAACGAUGGCUCCUACCUGGUCAAGCACCGGCGGGUCCACACCGGCGAAAAGCGUUACCGCUGCCCAGUGUGUGGCAAAACCUUCAGCCAGACCUCCAACCUCAUCACCCACCAGACCACCCAUACCGGUGAAAAGCCCUUCCGGUGUGGGGACUGCGGGCGUAGCUUCAUCCGCCAGGCUCACCUGGCUGCCCACCGGCGCACUCACACUGGCGAGCGGCCGUACCAGUGUGCCCAGUGUGGGAGGUGCUUCUCCCAGCGCUCCACCUAUGCCCAGCACCGGCGCACCCACACCGGCGAGCGGCCUUACCGCUGCCCCGACUGCGGCCGGGGAUUCAGCCAGAACUCCAACCUGGCGGCUCACCGGCGCAUCCACACCGGCGAACGGCCCUACCAGUGUGGCCAGUGCGGCCGGUGUUUCGUCCAGAGCUCUGCCUUCACCCAGCACCAGAAGACCCACAAGAAGGGACGGGACUAGGGAGGGAUGCGGGGGACUGGCCUGCAGGAGGUCGCUCCCUCUGGGGAAGCUCUGGCUCAUAGGAAGCUGUGCCGCUAGGCAGGUCUUGCUCACAGGAAGUCGCCCCACUAGGACACGGUCUGGCUUAUAGGAAGUCGAUCCAUCUAGCGAGCCUCACUCCCAGGAAGUUGUCCCAUUCGGUAGGGCAUCACUGACAGGAAGUCACCCCCUCUAGCAUGGGUCUUGCCCACAGGAAGUUGCACCCCUGAGGUGGGAUCAUUUUCAGGAAGUCACCCCCACAUCCAGGUCUCUCUGACAAGAAGUUGCACCCCUGUAGGGUGGGUCUUGCUCACAGGAAAUCACACACCCCCUGUGUAUCUUGCUCACAGGAAGUCACCCCCUGUAGGGUUAGCCUGUAGCUAACUUGCCAUGUGGUCGGAUGAGAUCCACGAAAAUGCCUCGUUAUAUUAACGAGGUCUCGGGUCUAAUGAACCUCUUUAGUGGGGAAUGCGGACUUCUAGAGAAUUUCUUCUUGAACAGUAUAGAUGGAGAUUGUGCGUGUUCUUGUUCCCCUCUCAUGGCUGGUCCACAAAAUAGGAUACAAGCCUGUUACAGCUGCUGGUGGAUGGAGUUAACUUGUUUAGUUUGUGAAGUAAAGGACUGUGCUUUUAUCACUGGAAGACCCAAUGUUCGAACCCCGCUGAUGACCCAAAAUGGUCAUUCUACAGUUGUGCCAUAUUAAUGUGCUCAAUGGCUGUGAGAGCGUCCUUCCUCGGCUUCAGAGGAAAGAGAUCCCUUUGAACAGACAAAGAUGCCAUUGGUGGGUUCUUCCAUAGGUCACACCGCAACUCCAUGGUGAGCCGUCUUCAGGUCUUGUCUAGCCACUCUUCUCGUCUUUGACUCUAUGGUUGGCUGGAGGACUGGACCUUAUAGCCUCACCAAUACUAUAAGAAAUAGUUGGUUUCUAGAUACUGUGAAGAGAAACUUAACUAAGAGGAGAAAUUAGGGUCGUGGUUGAUAUUACAAAGGGCUAACGAAUGACCUGUGCACGUUAUAAGGAUGUUACUGACAUGAGCACCACAAGUUGUAGAUGGUUAUAAGCCACGGUUAUUGGCCUGUCAGGACUGUAUAACAAUCAAUGAGCUACUGAUCUAAACAGAGAUCCGAUCGUUUAUUAAUAAAUGGAACCUUUAUUAUGAA
Molecule: messenger RNA, 3112 nt
Organism: Chelonia mydas (Green sea turtle)
Lineage: Eukaryota; Metazoa; Chordata; Testudines; Cheloniidae
Product: zinc finger protein OZF-like
Exons: 3
Coding region: 272-1933 (553 amino acids)
Biological process (GO): regulation of transcription by RNA polymerase II
Molecular function (GO): RNA polymerase II cis-regulatory region sequence-specific DNA binding; DNA-binding transcription factor activity, RNA polymerase II-specific
Source: RefSeq, a predicted model, not a curated record